Molecule: messenger RNA, 2533 nt
Organism: Girardinichthys multiradiatus
Lineage: Eukaryota; Metazoa; Chordata; Actinopteri; Cyprinodontiformes; Goodeidae
Product: corticotropin-releasing factor receptor 1-like
Exons: 14
Coding region: 542-1852 (436 amino acids)
Biological process (GO): cell surface receptor signaling pathway; adenylate cyclase-activating G protein-coupled receptor signaling pathway
Cellular component (GO): neuron projection; plasma membrane
Molecular function (GO): corticotropin-releasing hormone receptor activity; G protein-coupled peptide receptor activity; corticotrophin-releasing factor receptor activity
Source: RefSeq, a predicted model, not a curated record
GCAGCAGCGGCGCGGCGGCUCCACGCAGUAGUCAGGGGCUGGGUGUGAAGCUUAGUGGAGGUGACGGCAUGGUCCUUUCAAUUUGGUGACCUACGGAAUAAAACAUCCGUGUAGGUAGAGUUGGAGUCGGGUUAAGGCUGAACGGUUUUUCUGGUGGAGCGCGUCUUACCAAACUGGAUCCUACUUUAUUAGAAAAAGGAAACAACCAGGGCUAUGCUGUUUUUAUCCGUUUUCAAUCUGAGCAUUUGAAAUAUUCCCGCUCAUGUGCCGCGGAUGAUAAACUGGAUAUAAUCUCUGCAGAAAUAAUUUUUUUGAAGACGCGAUUUGCGCCGCCUUCGCGUAUUUUCUUUUUGAUUUCCAGCCACGACGCGUCUUUGGCACUCCAAUAAAUCAAAUAAAUGUGUUGCUGCGAAUUUCUUUUGCCAAAUUGAACUCAAAGGAGUGCGACCAAGAGCCCAGAGGUGGAUAAAGGUUUUCUUUUUUUAUGAAGUGAUAAGAAGACAUUUAUGGCCACAUGAAAAUUAGGUAAAAAGAUCUGGAGAUGCGGCCCAAAUACUUUUAUCUGCUUCAGGUGUUCACCUUUGUGAGCAUCCUCCCCUCGGCCUCCUUAGCGGAUCUGACAUGUGAAGCUCUGCUCAUGCUGGCAGGGAACGUCUCGCUGCAGUCCCUGUUCGCCUCCUGGAACCAAACCUUGAGCAACACCACGAGCCAUUGGAGCGGCUUGGGAAUCUACUGUGAAACCUCCAUUGAUGGCAUCGGCACCUGCUGGCCCAGGAGCAGUGCCGGCCAUAUGGUGUCCCGGCCCUGCCCCGAGAUGUUUUACGGCGUCAGAUAUAACACCACGAACAACGUUUAUAGGAAAUGUCUUGCAAAUGGUACGUGGGCACUGAAGGGGAACUACUCCAUGUGUAAGGCCAUACUUCACGAGGAGAAAAAAGGCAAGAUGCACUACCAAAUUGCUGUCAUCAUAAACUUCCUGGGUCAUUGCAUCUCCAUGGUGGCUCUGCUCAUCGCAUUCUUCCUCUUCUUAUGCUUGAGGAGUAUUCGAUGCCUCAGAAACAUUAUCCACUGGAACCUCAUCACUGCCUUCAUCCUGAGGAACGCCACUUGGUUCAUCGUCCAGCUGACCAUGAGCCCAGAGGUGCACGAAAGUAACGUGAUUUGGUGUCGCCUUGUCACUGCCUCAUUCAACUAUUUCCACUCCACCAACUUCUUUUGGAUGUUUGGAGAAGGAUGCUACCUCCACACUGCAAUUGUCCUCACAUACUCCACUGACAAGCUCCGCAAGUGGAUGUUCAUCUGCAUCGGCUGGUGUAUACCAUUCCCUAUAAUAGUGGCAUGGGCCAUCGGGAAGCUGUACUACGACAAUGAGAAGUGCUGGUUUGGGAAGCAACCCGGCGUGUACACUGACUACAUCUACCAAGGUCCAAUGAUCCUUGUGUUAGUGAUUAAUUUCAUCUUCCUCUUCAACAUUGUGAGAAUUCUGAUGACUAAACUGCGAGCUUCUACAACAUCCGAGACAAUCCAGUACAGGAAAGCCGUGAAGGCGACGCUGGUACUCCUUCCCCUCCUGGGAAUCACCUACAUGCUGUUUUUUGUCAACCCAGGGGAGGAUGAGAUUUCUCAAAUUGUCUUCAUAUAUUUCAACUCAUUUUUGGAGUCUUUCCAGGGCUUCUUCGUGUCAGUGUUUUACUGCUUCCUAAACAGUGAGGUCCGCUCAGCUGUAAGGAAGCGAUUCCACCGGUGGCAGGAGCAGCACUCUAUCCGGGCCAGGAUGACUCAGGCUAUGUCCAUCCCAACUUCACCUUCACGUGUCAGCUUUCACAGCAUCAAGCAGUCCACAUCGCUAUGAAACAGGAAACCAGAUUUAUCCUGCAUACUGGGACUAAACCUCCAACUGUCAUUGUCAUCAUUUCCCACCACCUCAGCAAAGUACACAAAAAAAACUGUCUGAGCAGGGACAAGGAGACACUGCAUUGGUGUCCUAUACCUCAGGGGGGACAUUACACAGACUUUCUGGAGAAAAUGGAUGGGGACUAUGGGAAAAGGACAUUGCAGACUCUGCAUUAUUGAAGGUUAGUGGAUCAAAAGACCAACAAUCUGAUCUGCAUGAUCCGGAGUUCCAUUGUGAAUGUACAGCACACCUUUCAGUUUGAUAUUGACUUGCUGUAGAAAAAGUGUAUUUCUGCCCGCAUAAUUAAAUUUUGCUGUCAUCAUCUGUUAAAUCUUGUGGCGCUAAUGGAAAAUCCAUCUCAGUGGACACGUGCUCCUGCACCCUAAAGGCAGAGACAGAGUUGUUAAAUGUUCAGAAAUUUGUUGAUAUUUUUGUUUUUACAGUGUUUUUUUAUGUUGUACUGUUGUCUCAUGUUCCCAGUUCAGUGUAGUUGUGCUUCCUUCAACUUACCGGGAAGGUUAAAUACACUGCUCAAAAAAAUAAAGGGAACACUCAAACAACACAUCCUUGAGCUGAAUGAAUGAAAUAUUCUCAUUGAAUACUUUGUUCUGUACAAAGUUGAAUGUGCUGACAACAAAA